Messenger RNA from Fusarium pseudograminearum CS3096, 363 nucleotides. RefSeq lists its product as uncharacterized. Lineage: Eukaryota; Fungi; Ascomycota; Sordariomycetes; Hypocreales; Nectriaceae. The coding region runs from base 1 to 363 and encodes 120 amino acids. The transcript is spliced from 2 exons. The record is from RefSeq and is a predicted model, not a curated record.
AUGGCCCUAGUCGACGUCUUCCUCAAACACCUCAAGUACUUUUCCGGUAUUGUCUUUCUGACCACUAGUCGCAUUGAGGCAAUCGAUGAAGUAAUGUUCUCUCGUCUCUAUUUAUCCAUCAACUUUGUUCCUCCAGGUAGCGAGACACGUCGCCGCAUCUGGGCGCUCAACUUCAUGAAUGCCCCAGCGGAUGACAACAAGAUUAGAGAGCAAGAAACUCGCGACAAGGCGAUUAAGGAACUUGUGCGCUACAAGUUGAACGGAAGAGAGAUUUCUAAUGCUAUAAAUUCUGCGAGAACGCUUGCGAGAUUUGAGGGUGCCCAAUUGGACAUGCCUCAUAUCAGGAGGAACUGUGACAAGUAG